GCCGUUGACAUUGAGGCUGCGAUGCAUGCAGAUGGCAAUGGUUAGGGAAUGUUAAGCUUGCAUACCUCUUCUAUUAGAAUCACCCACUCCUCAGCUCAAUGUCUGAUGAACAACCACAAAGCGGGCCAGCUACGCAACCAGAAGGGGAUUCAGACGCUUCACGAACACGCCGCAGUCACAUCACGCAUCGCACUGUCUCCAGGUUUAUCGAAGCCUCUGAAGAUCUCGACCUAGAAGGUGGCCCCGAGACCAGCGUCGUAGAUCUAAUUCAUUUCUUAACAAAGACGUCACCGCCGCCAUCAAACUACAUGUCCAUACCCGAUAAUUCCAGCAGUGGCACCGAAGACGACAGAUGGGAUAGGCUUAAGAGGAAAAUAUUCCGAUACCGCGGCAAGGCUCGCAAGCGACGACCGCCCGUCAUUAUGCUUCCUGACUCCGCCGUAUCAGCAAGGACUACCGGCGGCCAUCGGUAUAUCGCCAUCUCCAUCCCACUGCAACAUUCGCCGCUGGCGGCGCUCACCAAUCCCCAAUACCCCAUUUACGGCUCUAUAGAAGCUGCCUUCGCGAAGGAAGUAAACUCCAUGUACAGCAUGCCGAGGAAGACUUUCCCUACUCGUCUGGUCCCAGUGCUCAACCCGGUGGUCGAGGACCGCGAGUCGACGGCGUCUAGUUCGCCGGAACGGCCGCCGCGGUCAGCGACGCCUCUGACUAGUGCUUCGCGGAGAGCGAGGUCCCAAUCUAUCCCCCUUUUGCCAAGCCAGGAGCAGCGAUACACUCCCUGUAAACCGAUACACUUAUCCAAGAGCAAGUCCGUCAGCAACACCCGCUCGGUCCCGCCUCUCUCGGACACCACCUUGAAAACACGGGGCGACGAUUGGAAACAUAUAUCCUGGCCCGUCACAGCUGAGUCUAUAAUUAUUCAUCCCUUUGAAAAGCCCACGAUAUUCCCACCGCGAAGAUCGAGCAAGAGAGGCAAGGGCCCGGAAUUAGCACCCUCUGAACCGACCAACCAGCCCGUCGGUACUGCUCAGAAUGCUCCCCCAAGUCCCAUCGAAGGCAACAGCAACAGCAACGGUGAGCGGGGACGUCCCUCCGUCUCCGCAAGCAUAGAUACGACGGGGUCAUCAUCGCCGCAGCUUCUGAAGGCGCAAACCGCCACGGCGGUUCAACCGGUGCCGAUCAUCGUCACGCAAACAGGCUCUACCGGACCCGAAUCGCCGCUGGACCCGACCUUCACCGAGUUCCCAGCAGAGCCAAGGGGCAACAACCCCACAACCUCAUCCGGUCCGCCACCGUCACUGUUCGCAGAGCGAGCCCAGCACAGGAAGAAAACGGUGCGCGAGAGGAAGGCAGGGAAGACAAGGGUCCGGAUAGAGCACAAAGGGAAGGGUAAAGAGCGCGUGUCACGAUCUUACACGCCAGACAUGCCCGCAUCGUCAACAGAGCAACAGCACCAAAGACAAGACACCACCACCACGCCCUCUUCGACAUCGCCAUCCUCAUCCUCAUCGUCGACACAUAGGCGCGGCGCGCAACCCACCGGGCGCCGAGAAAGUCGAGCGGAGCGCGACUCGCGGUUCAUCGCCCGGGCGCUCGCAGAGCAGCGCGAGACGCUAGAGAACCUGUCGCGCGAGGAGCUAAUACAGCGGUACGAGGCGUUGCGCGAGAGCCGCGCGUACGAGCGGGAGCGACGGCUACGCAGGCUCGAGCGCAGCCGCGACACGUGGAUCCGGGCCGUGCCGAUGCUCCUUCAGGACUUGAACGGGCUGUUGCGCGAGCAGCAUCGGCUUCUCGAGGGCUAUGCAUUCCCCGUGCCGGCGGGGCAGUAUCGACACCACCGCGAACCGCGGUCUCGGUCCGUCGAGGCUUCGCCAAGCGCUUCCUUGUCGUCCGGACAUGGUGUCGAUCUUCUCGAAACCCGACGGUCCAAGAGUGUCCACGGCAGCAGCGAAGCUCGCUCGAGUCAUUGAUCGCUUGGACUGCGUUCAGGGUGCAGGAAAAAUAAAUGCCCGCAUUUUAUUGUGUUUCUCCAUUCUUGAUUUGAAACUUCGACGUUAUUGAUUUAGCAUAUGUGACCCGGACAAAUAGGAAUAGCAGCCGAUGGAUGUGUAAGGGGGGAGACAACAGACAUUCCCUUGAAGAUAGUAAUGCAUAAAUGAGUUUUUGGGUUGGCAGUUUAAGCGUCUACGUUGUAUAUAAUGAACAAUGAAU
Messenger RNA from Xylaria bambusicola, 2211 nucleotides. RefSeq lists its product as uncharacterized. Bases 99 to 1970 code for a protein of 623 amino acids. The transcript has a single exon. NCBI's taxonomy places the organism in Eukaryota, Fungi, Ascomycota, Sordariomycetes, Xylariales, Xylariaceae. The record is from RefSeq and is a predicted model, not a curated record.